Molecule: messenger RNA, 1507 nt
Organism: Phalaenopsis equestris
Lineage: Eukaryota; Viridiplantae; Streptophyta; Magnoliopsida; Asparagales; Orchidaceae
Exons: 10
Coding region: 273-1367 (364 amino acids)
Molecular function (GO): nucleic acid binding; RNA-DNA hybrid ribonuclease activity
Source: RefSeq, a predicted model, not a curated record
AUAGGAUUUUAGGAAAACUUAUUAUUAGGGAUCGUCAUUCCCGCAGGGAACACUAUCUUCGUCCCUGCACCAGUCGCCGAUGUGAAAGCGCACGGUUCGGAGAGAGAGAGGGAGAGGGAGAGGGGGAGGGGGAGCGUCGAAUCACACCCAGCCAUUUCCUCUCUGCCGAGUUUUCCCUGCUGUAAGAAGCGGCAAAGAGUCGUAGCUGUGGCACAGUGGACGUCUUAUAAAAUGUACUAUUGGAAGUGUCCAAACUUAGUGGAAAAUCCGUGAUGACCUGCAUUCUGUACAGGUCUUCUGCAGUUUUGUUUUCACAUAACAGCAAUGUACUCAUGAGGGGCUCUUUAUAUGGUUUACCUAGAACAGCUUGGAAAAGAGACAUACGGCAUGCUUGUAUUGGGUUUAUUAAAUUUGAUUGUUUUUUGCUUGGAUUUGGAAUUCACUGUUUCUCUACUCAAGAAUCGCAGAGUUCAGGGAUAUCAAAAAAGAAUCAUAAGGCCAAAAUGGAAGAAGAUUCUGAGGCAUUCUAUGUUGUCAGAAAGGGGGAUGUCAUUGGCAUCUACAAAUGCUUUAGUGAUUGCCAAGCUCAAGUUAGCUCUUCGUUAUGCGAUCCUGCAGUCAGUGUGUACAAAGGCUAUUCUCUGCAUAAGGACAGUGAAGAUUAUCUUGCUUCUCGUGGCUUUAAAGAUGCAUUAUACUCUAUUCAUGCGGCACAUUUAAAGGAAGAUAUUUUUGGUACUCUUCUGCCUUGUCCUUUGCAGCAACCAGAUGGGAUGGCUUUUCUGAAUGAUAAGGCAUUAAAAGGGAGUACUUCUAAAAAGAGAUUGAAGGAAGUGGGAACCGCUGGUUCCGGUGAUGCAUCACCUGCGCUAGCAAACAAACUCUGUAAAUCAAUCCCUGUCAUUGAGGCACAGCCCAUAAGCUGUAAACCUAUAAGCUGCAUCCUUGAAUUUGAUGGUUCUUCUAAAGGAAAUCCUGGGAAGGCUGGUGCUGCAGCAGUCCUACGCAAUGGAGAUGGGAGUUUGGUUUCUUGUAUUCGUGAAGGCUUGGGCAUUGCAACAAAUAAUGUGGCAGAAUACCGUGCCUUAAUUUUGGGGAUGAAAUAUGCUCACAUGAAAGGUUUUAAGCAUAUUCAGGUGCAAGGGGACUCUCAACUAAUAUGCAUGCAGGUGCAAGAUCUCUGGCAAACGAAAAAUCAAAACAUGGCGGCGUUGUGCAAGGAGGUUAAGAGAUUGAAGGAUAUGUUUCAGUCUUUCAAUAUCAUCCAUGUCAAGAGGGGCUUCAAUGCUGUUGCUGAUAAUCUGGCUUACUCGGCUAUUUCUCUUCCAGUUGGAGAAAUUUGUGAGGAUUGUGGGCCAUUUAACUAAAUAUAGCGAGUACAAGCUGCCUAGCAACAUUUUCCCCCCCUAUUUGCUGUUCUUUAAUUAUUAUUAGUCAGGUAUUGUAAAUGUAUAUUUUUCUUUUGGAUAACUUAUAAACAGAUAUCAUCUGCUGGCUUUGCAGCUUA